AGUAAUUCCCAUCCCCCAACACUGGAGGCCGGCUCGCGUUUAUUGUUUUUUUUAGGGGUAGCGAUGUAGCGAUGGUCGCGGUGUUGCGGUUCGUGCAAAAUUGUGUUAUGUGACCUUGCCUAAAGUAAAAUAAUUUCGCCUUAUGCUGAGUCGCGUUACCCCGUAACGAUGCCAGACACUCGGGUAGGACUCCCAACAGAACUCGGCGCCGCUGUAUAACAAACAAGCCCUCAAACGACCUUUUCACACCUCGAGAACCAGCACACAUCGUCGGCUGCCACAACUGCCAAGACAUGAUCGGCCUUUCUUUUGACCUAAACCACUAAUGUGCCUAGUCGACUGAGGGUGCGAGCGGACAGAACCGUGAACUUGGACCGGCAUGGUACGAGCUAACGGCAAACGAGAUGUCCGAAUUCUCCUAGUCGGCGAAGCGGGUGUGGGCAAGACGUCACUGAUCCUGUCCCUGGUUAGCGAGCAGUUUCCCGAGGAUGUCCCACCGCGGGCGGAAGAAAUCACGAUCCCGGCCGACGUGACGCCCGAAAAGGUGCCCACCCGGAUCGUCGAUUUUUCGACGCAAGAGCAAAGUCAGGAAAACUUGGCUGAAGAAAUUGGCAAGGCCAACGUGGUGUGCAUCGUUUACGCCGUGGACGACGAUGACACGAUUGACAAGAUCACGGACUACUGGCUGCCUCUCCUGCGAGAGCAGCUGGGGGACGAGCACGCUACCCCGGUGGUCCUGGUGGGGAACAAGGCGGACCUGGUGGAGUACAGCUCCCUGGAGAUGAUUGUUCCCAUCAUGAGUCAGUACCAGGAGGUGGAAACGUGCGUCGAGUGCUCGGCCAAGACGUUCAAGAACAUCUCUGAGCUGUUCUACUACGCACAGAAGGCGGUGCUCCACCCGACGGGGCCCCUCUACCUGCCCCAGGAGAGGGACCUGACAGACCGUUGCAAGACGGCGCUGACCAGGGUUUUCAGGAUCUGCGACUCGGACAAUGACGGCGUACUCAGUGACAAGGAGCUGAACCAGUUUCAGCGAAGGUGCUUCAACACUCCCCUGGAGCCCAGAGCGCUGCAGGACCUCAAAGCCAUCGUGGCCAAAAACUUGGAGGGAGGCGUUGAACGCGACGGCCUUACCUUGGAUGGGUUCCUCUUCCUGCACAUGGUGUUCAUCCAGCGGGGCCGGCAUGAGACCACGUGGACGGUGCUGCGCAAGUUUGGCUACGACGACCAGCUGGUGCUGCCGCGAGAGUACCUCUGCCCUCCGAUUCGAGUGCCGCCCGGCAGCAGCACGGAACUCAGUUCCAAGGGCUUCCAGUUUGUGACUGCUCUCUUCGAGAAGCACGACCAGGACGAGGACGGCUGCCUGUCCCCCGUGGAGCUGCGCUCCCUGUUUGGAGUGUGCCCGUGCUCCCCAUGGGCCCCCGACCUGGUGGGCACCGUGGCCACCGACCACCGGGGAUGGCUCACCCUCCAGGGCUACCUGGCACACUGGGCUCUGACGACGGCGCUGGACGUGCACAAGACCUUCGAGUGCCUUGCCUACCUGGGCUACCUGGGGGCGGGGGAGGAGAGCCAGCUGUCGGCCGUGCAUGUGACGCGGGAGAAGCAGCUGGAAGUGCAGCAGCGGCAGACGAGCCGGCAGGUGCUGCACUGCCACGUGCUGGGCCCCCAGGGGGCAGGCAAGACCUCCUUCCUGCGGGGCCUGCUGGGCUGCGGCCUGGACAGGGGCUCCCACCCGGGCUCCAAGUACGCCGUGGACCGGCUGCCUGUCUACGGCCAGGACAAGUACCUGCUGCUGCACGAGGUGGACCUGUUUGGCCAGCACGACGCCCCGGUGACACCCGAGCUUCACUGCGACGCUGUCUGCCUGCUGUUUGAUGCCAGCAACCCCAGGUCCUUUGAGCACGUUGCACGAGCCUACCUGAAGCACCUGGCCGGCAGCUCGGUGCCCGUGCUGCUGGUGGCCUCCAAGAGUGACCGGCCGGCCGUGCGCCAGGACUACCCGAUCCAGCCGGCAGAGUUCUGCCGGCGCCACGGGCUACCUCCUCCGCAGAGGUUCACCUGCGCCGUCCCGCCUUCCAGGGAUGUCUACGUCAAGCUGGCAACCAUGGCUGCCUACCCGAGCUUGCGUCGACUGGUCCACGUGCUGUUGGUGAGGCCCAUGGCUCCGUGGCUCUCACGGUACACAAGCCGGCUAGCGUCGGCGGAAGCCUCGGCUUGGCUCGGAGCCGGACUCGGAGCCGCAGCCGCCGCCUUGGCUGGGGUGCUGCUAGUGCGUCUGCUUCGAACCACUUCGCGAGACAGGUAGCGAGAGGACCCAACCACUGCCAGUGCUGUCGUCUUCGCCAGUCCUGCCCUCCUUUUCGCCCUCCCUCUUACCGCGAGGCCAAGUCUGAAGGGUCCUGGCCAGACCCCCCUAUCCCCCGAGCACCGGCACAACGACCGUUCCGGGGAUGUGCUGCUGUCACAUAAAGUCGAGUUUCUAGCGUUUUUUAUCUAGCGCA
Molecule: messenger RNA, 2504 nt
Organism: Ixodes scapularis (black-legged tick)
Lineage: Eukaryota; Metazoa; Arthropoda; Arachnida; Ixodida; Ixodidae
Gene: Miro
Product: mitochondrial Rho GTPase 1
Exons: 19
Coding region: 380-2308 (642 amino acids)
Biological process (GO): mitochondrion organization; small GTPase-mediated signal transduction
Cellular component (GO): mitochondrial outer membrane
Molecular function (GO): GTP binding; calcium ion binding; GTPase activity
Source: RefSeq, a predicted model, not a curated record